CUGCUUUCGCGCAUGUGCACACGUUCCACCGGUGACCUGGGACCUGCAUAUAUGCACGCUUGCUAGCAUUAGCAAUUUUUAUUUGGAGGUACGUUACGGUUGUUAAAAUAUUUUUAUUAAGUAAUAGACAUAUUUAUAUUGUACAUCGGUUUUAGUUUUUCUUGCGCGCUGCUUGACCGACGAGAUAUCUCGCACCGGGACAGAAGAGUGGUCAUGGCCGGAAUCGAGGAGCUUUCCCCGGCUGCGGGCCCGGUGGCUACCCGACCCCCUGAGGACGAAAUUGACGACGACGAGGACGAUAAUGAUCUUGACGAAACCCUGGUGGAGAGGUUGUGGGGUCUGACAGAGAUGUUUCCUGACACAGUUCGCACAGCUGCUGAGUUAUCAGCACAGUGUUCGGUCGCAUUGGCCAAGAAGUUUUACAGUUUUUCUCGUGCAGCCCUCUGGGUGGGAACGACCUCGUUCAUGAUCCUGGUGCUCCCUGUUGUGUUUGAGACUGAGCGGCUACAGCUGGAGCAGCAGCAGUUACAGCAGCAGAGACAGAUCCUGUUGGGGCCCAACACUGGAAUGUCUGGUGGGAUGCCAGGCAUGAUGCCGUCAGGCCCUGGAAAGAUGUGAGGAACGUACGCGGCCUACUUCAAGCCUGAAAUCUGCUGGUGGCCACAAGAGGGGACAGAGAGACCAUGACCAAAAAAAAAAAAGCAAAGAACUGCUGUAACAACAAACAAAAACAGCUCCACAUCAGUCAUGCAACUUUUAGGUUACUAAAUCACUCUUUCCUCGUCUGAUCCAAUCCUAAGAAGAUUUGUCUUCACGCAUAGACUGAUUUUCAGGACCCCUGCUUCAGUCUUUUCUCAAUAUAUAUAUAUAUAUAAUAUAUAUAUAUAUAUAAAUAAGUAUAUCAUCCUGACUUAAGUGUUUUAAAGGAAUCUGGGAAAAGGAGGGUAUAAAUAAGAAAAUACAGUUAGAGGUUACAUAUUGUGAGUCAGCUUUUUGUGUUCCGAAACGGAUACAUUUUCUGAAUCAUUCCUCCACUUGUUUGUGCAGGAUGUGUUUUGAGUUCACACUCGUCUGAGUCAUGUAAUAAGUGGCAUGGCAUUCAAUAUUUGUUUAUAGAAAAUAAACAUCUCUGACGAUUUAA
Syngnathoides biaculeatus (alligator pipefish) is the source of this 1141-nucleotide messenger RNA. It is a transcript of the gene tomm22, whose product is annotated as translocase of outer mitochondrial membrane 22 homolog (yeast). NCBI's taxonomy places the organism in Eukaryota, Metazoa, Chordata, Actinopteri, Syngnathiformes, Syngnathidae. The record is from RefSeq and is a predicted model, not a curated record. Gene Ontology annotation, biological process: intracellular protein transport. Gene Ontology annotation, cellular component: mitochondrial outer membrane. The transcript has 4 exons. Bases 214 to 618 code for a protein of 134 amino acids.